AACUCCGAUAAAUGGGUGGUAGGUCUUCCUGCAUUAUCCAAGUUAUCAGCACUAUCAAAGUCUUUGCUUGAUGGUUUCAAUGGCAAUGGAGUUUCGCGUUCUUCCAACCUUAGCUUUACUCUCCGUGGUGGUAAUAGGAACAUCUAAUGCUGCUCUACCUGCUGAAGUGUAUUGGCAUUCCAAGUUGCCAAACACUCCUAUCCCACAAGAUCUUCUGAGUCUUCUUCAGCCCGCAAUGCAUUCAGAUACGGGAGAUAAGUCCAUUUUUUGGGACAUGGGCUUGGCGGAUAAGACUUAUGAUGAUAGACGAGAAAAAUAUGGAAAGCGUUAUGAUACCACUUUUAAAGAAAGCGUAGAUGACAGAAGGGAGAAGUAUGGCAAGCGAUAUGAAAAUGCUUUUGAGGAAAACAUCGAAGACGGAAGGGAAAAGUAUAAGCGCUACGGAGAUCCUUUUGAGGAAAACACUGAGGACGGGAGGGAAAAGUAUAAGCGCUAUGGAGAUCCUUUGGAGGAAAACACUGAGGACAGGAGGGAAAAGUAUAAAAGAUACGAGGAGAAAUUCCAUAAACAUAAUCUUCCUAGCUCAACUGUGUUUUUUGUAUAUAAUGAUCUUCAUGCAGGGAAGAAAAUGAAAGUUCAUAUAACAAAAUCUACAAACAAAGCUAGAAUCUUGCCUCGUCAAGUUGCUGAUUCUAUACCUUUCUCAACUGAUAAAUUGUCAGAAAUUUUUCAACGUUUCUCUGUAGACCCUGAAUCACGCCAAGGCAAAGUGAUGAAACAAACUAUAGUGGAUUGUGAGUCACCUGGUAUUAAAGGAGAAGAAAGAUAUUGUCCCACUUCUUUAGAGUCUUUGAUUGAUUUUAGUGUCAAACAUGUCGGCAAUAAAGCUCAAGUUCUUUUUAAUCAGGUAGAUGAACCCAAAAGAGUUCAAGAGUACACAAUCAUGGAUGUCAAAUUCAUGGGAGAAAAUCAUGUAGUGUGCCACAAGCAGAAAUAUCCAUAUGCUGUGUAUUAUUGUCAUGCACUAAAUGGCACUAAAGUUUAUACAGCUCCAUUGGUUGGCGCUGAUGCUACUAAAGUCAAAGCAGUGGCUAUUUGCCAUUCAGACACAUCUGAUUGGAGCCCAGGACACUUGGCCUUUUUACUCCUCAACAUGAAGCCCGGCGAAGGGACAAUUUGUCACUUCAUUAGAAGUGAUACGCUUGUUAUGUUAUCCACUAAUGAAAAUACUGGAAAAAAUUAACCUCCAAUGGUACCAAUCUUCUUGGUCGUGCUUAGAGUUUAAGCUUGCUUUCUAGUUGUACUACUACCUAUGCUAAGUUUCGCAAUAAGCCAAUGUUUUUUAAGUGCCAACCUUUGUAUUAGAACUUGCUCAACAUUUGUGCCUAUCUAUUGUAUGUUGAUCCAGUAUAUAUAUAUUCAGUAUGCGUUGAGCUUUA
Messenger RNA from Jatropha curcas, 1439 nucleotides. Its product is annotated as BURP domain-containing protein 6. NCBI's taxonomy places the organism in Eukaryota, Viridiplantae, Streptophyta, Magnoliopsida, Malpighiales, Euphorbiaceae. The record is from RefSeq and is a predicted model, not a curated record.